CGAUGGCCCCGAGCGCGGGACAGCGGGGGCUCUGGAGCCCGCUGCCAGGGCUGCUGCUCUUGGCGGCGUUGAGCCGGCCCGCCGCGCCCUGCCCCUUCCAGUGCUACUGCUUCGGCAGCCCCCGGCUGCUGUUGCGCUGCGCGUCCGGCGCGGAACUCCGGCAGCCGCCACGGGACGUGCCGCCCGACGCGCGCAACCUCACCAUCGUGGGCGCCAACCUGACCGUGCUGCGCGCGGCCGCCUUCGCGGGAGGGGACGAGGAGGCGACGGACGGCGUGCGCCUGCCGCUCCUCACUGCGCUGCGCCUCACACACAACAACAUCGAGGUGGUGGAGGACGGCGCCUUCGACGGCCUGCCCAGCCUGGCGGCGCUCGACCUGAGCCACAACCCCCUGCGCGCUCUGGGCUCCCGCGCCUUUCGCGGGCUGCCUGCGCUGCGCUCGCUGCAGCUCAAUCACGCGCUGGCACGGGGCGGCCCCGGGAUGCUAGAUGCACUGGACGCCGCGCUCGCCCCGCUGACCGAGCUGCGUCUGCUGGGCUUGGCAGGCAACGCGCUGAGCCACCUGCCGCCCGCCGCGCUGCGCUUGCCGCGCCUGGAGCAGCUGGAUGCGCGAGUCAACGCUCUGGCCGGUCUGGGCCCCGACGAGCUGCGCGCGCUAGAGCGCGAUGGCGACCUGCCCCAGCCGCGCCUGCUGCUGGCGGACAACCCGCUGACCUGCGGGUGCACUUCGCGCCCCCUGCUGGCCUGGCUGCACAAUGCCACGGAGCGCGUACCCGACGCGCGCCGCCUGCGCUGCGCUUCCCCGCGCGUCCUGCUCGAUCGGCCUCUGAUGGACCUGGACGAGGCGCGGCUGGGCUGCGCCGACGGCGAUGCUAACGAGCGCGGGGAAGAGGUGGACGUCGCCGGCCCGGAGCUGGAAGCUUCUUAUGUCUUCUUCGGGCUGGUGCUGGCGCUCAUCGGCCUCAUCUUCCUCAUGGUGCUCUACCUAAACCGCCGUGGCAUUCAGCGCUGGAUGCGCAAUUUGCGCGAGGCCUGCAGGGACCAAAUGGAGGGCUAUCAUUACCGCUACGAGCAGGAUGCAGACCCGCGCCGUGCGCCCGCUCCAGCUGCCCCAGCCGGCUCCCGGGCCACUUCCCCGGGUUCAGGUCUUUGAGCCUCACCUCCCUGAUGGGAGGCUGUCCCUGUCAGCUGAUGACUUUACUGGGGCCACCCAGCUUUCCCCUGCCUGGCCUGAGCCCCGGAGAUGACACACCCACAAGUUUGGAUCUCUGACACCUUUGGGUCGAAACAUCUCUCCCACCCCAAAGUUCCCUAAGUGUACUCUUUUUCCCUGGCCUGAGAGUUUCCAGGUCAAAAACCCAGAGACGCCCCCAUCUGUUUCUGGAAACAAAUCUGCUUGCCUGUCUUUCUCGGACCAUUGAAAUCCCUUCUCCUUAGCUAGGCUCACCCAAAGACCCUGCUCUUCCAUUUUGAAAUCUCUAGCACUCUCCACCACUAUACAUGCUUUGAGCCAGACACCCUGCUAGACUGCACUGACCUCUGUCCCCAGC
Messenger RNA from Acomys russatus (golden spiny mouse), 1551 nucleotides. RefSeq names its product trophoblast glycoprotein like (gene Tpbgl). The transcript has a single exon. Bases 3 to 1154 code for a protein of 383 amino acids. Gene Ontology annotation, molecular function: protein binding. The record is from RefSeq and is a predicted model, not a curated record. Gene Ontology annotation, cellular component: plasma membrane. NCBI's taxonomy places the organism in Eukaryota, Metazoa, Chordata, Mammalia, Rodentia, Muridae. Gene Ontology annotation, biological process: negative regulation of canonical Wnt signaling pathway.